AUGGCGUCGCGCGCGGGCAGCCGGACCCUGAGCAAGGACGACGUGCAUUACCGCCUGCACUUCCGCAUGAUCAACGAGCAGCAGGUGGAGGACAUCACGCUGGACUUCUUCUACCGGCCGCACACCAUCACGCUGCUCAGCCUCACGGUCGGCAGCCUCAUGGGCUUCGCCUUCACCAGGGAUGACUCGGUCCCGGAAGACAACAUCUGGAGGGGCAUCCUGUCUGUGGUUUUCUUCUUCCUCAUCAUCAGUGUCCUAGCCUUCCCCAAUGGUCCCUUCACUCGGCCACAUCCGGCUCUGUGGCGCAUGGUGUUUGGACUCAGUGUACUCUACUUCCUGUUCCUCGUCUUCCUCCUCUUCCUCAACUUUGAGCAAGUCAAGUCGCUCAUGUAUUGGCUAGACCCCAACCUCCGCUAUGCCACACGGGAGGCAGAUAUCAUGGAGUAUGCAGUGAACUGCCACGUCAUCACCUGGGAGCGCAUCGUCAGCCACUUUGACAUCUUCGCUUUCGGCCACUUCUGGGGCUGGGCCAUGAAGGCGCUGCUAAUCCGCAGCUACGGGCUCUGCUGGACCAUCAGCAUUACCUGGGAGCUCACCGAGCUCUUCUUCAUGCACCUGCUCCCCAACUUCGCCGAAUGCUGGUGGGACCAAGUCAUCCUGGACAUCCUGCUUUGCAAUGGCGGUGGCAUCUGGCUGGGCAUGGUGGUCUGCCGCUUCCUGGAGAUGCGCACCUACCACUGGGCCAGCUUCAAGGACAUCCACAGCACCACGGGCAAGAUCAAGCGGGCCGUCUUGCAGUUCACACCAGCCAGCUGGACCUACGUGCGCUGGUUCGACCCCAAAUCGUCCUUCCAGAGGGUGGCCGGGAUCUACCUGUUUAUGAUCAUCUGGCAGCUCACUGAGUUGAAUACCUUCUUCUUGAAGCACAUCUUCGUGUUCCAGGCCAGCCACCCACUGAGCUGGUGUCGGAUCCUCUUCAUCGGCUGCAUUACAGCCCCAACUGUGCGGCAGUACUAUGCUUACCUCACUGACACGCAGUGCAAGCGCGUUGGGACCCAGUGCUGGGUGUUUGGGGUCAUUGGCUUCCUGGAGGCCAUCGUGUGCAUCAAAUUUGGCCAGGACCUCUUCUCCAAGACCCAAGUCCUCUACGUUGUGCUCUGGCUGCUCUGUGUGGCCUUCACCACGUUCCUGUGUCUGUAUGGCAUGGUGUGGUACGCGGAGCACUACGGCCAUCGAGAAAAGACCUACUCCGAGUGUGAGGAUGGCUCCUACAGCCCCGACAUGUCCUGGCCGACCCGGAAAGGCAUGAAAGGUUCUGAAGACAGCCUCCCCAAGCACCCUGGUAACAGCGAGGGCCAUUCUUCCCGGCGCCGGAACCGCCACUCCAAGGCCAAAGUCACCAACGGCGGUGUAGGGAAGAAGUGACAGGGUGCUCGAUGACACAUGCUAGGUCUCUGCACCCCGACAGGCACCCCAAGAAGAACAUCAACAUCGUCGGAGACAAAGCCAGAGAGGCUGGGGUUCCGGGGUAAUCUCCCCACGCGCUGUACCUUGAGGCAGUGCAUCACUAGGGGUGUGGAGGCACGGUCGCUGCAGGGGGCCCCCCCGGGACCCUUCCGAGCUUGAGCCGACCCGUUCCCGGACAGACUGGCAUCUGACCUUUAUUUUGUAUGAAUCCGCCUUUCCGAGUGAGCGUGUGGCCCAUGUGGCCACCACUUUCCCACUUUAUUCUUGUUCCUUGUGUUCUUGUUCCUUAAGUAUGGAUGCUUAAAAGCCUUCAGAAGACGCCGCUGCCUAAGCAGAAUUAGGGGGUGUGCCCAGGGCCCCCCCACUCCCACCCACCUUUCUUUUCCAGGAAAAUGAGGGUGGGGCAGAUUUUGUGUUACUUUUGGGCCAUCACCUCCCCAGUUUUGGUGCAGGGGACAGUCCCUGAGCGAAGAAAGACCCUACCUCCACGGGUUUGGGGGGCCCCUGUCGGUCCCCCCAGCCCUCCUCCCGCACACCAUGUCUCUGUCCCACGUAAGGUGUUGCUGAUGGGUGUCCUGUCCUCCCCUUUGUGCCAUGUUCAAGGACUUGACCUCACUUCCGUUUCCUCAGAUUCCCUACUCCCCGUUUUAAAUAAAAUGUGACCCCAGAAA
Suncus etruscus (white-toothed pygmy shrew) is the source of this 2138-nucleotide messenger RNA. RefSeq names its product phosphatidylserine synthase 1 (gene PTDSS1). The record is from RefSeq and is a predicted model, not a curated record. The transcript has 13 exons. Gene Ontology annotation, biological process: phosphatidylserine biosynthetic process. The coding region runs from base 1 to 1425 and encodes 474 amino acids. Gene Ontology annotation, molecular function: L-serine-phosphatidylethanolamine phosphatidyltransferase activity. Lineage: Eukaryota; Metazoa; Chordata; Mammalia; Eulipotyphla; Soricidae.